Messenger RNA from Penicillium antarcticum, 732 nucleotides. RefSeq lists its product as uncharacterized. The record is from RefSeq and is a predicted model, not a curated record. The transcript has 2 exons. Lineage: Eukaryota; Fungi; Ascomycota; Eurotiomycetes; Eurotiales; Aspergillaceae. The coding region runs from base 1 to 732 and encodes 243 amino acids.
AUGUCCUCCAAGCACGUUGUGUUCGAUAUCGUGGGGACCCUCGUGGCCUAUGAUCGUGUCUUCGAAGCUCUUGAUACUCGUCUAGGCGACCGACUGCGCGCAGAGGGUAUCAAGCCCCGUCUCCUCGGGUACACAUGGAUGGAAGCCGCUGAGCGCGAAUACACCAAUCUCAGUCUAUCCCAAAGAUAUGUGCCGUUUGGCGAAGUCUUCCGCGCCCUCUUCUACCGUAUGCUAUGGAUGGCCGGUAUCGCCGAGCCCCGGUCUUGGGCGAGUCCCGAAGAUUUGGAAUUUAUUAUGAAGGAGUACCAGCACCUAGAGUUCCGUCCUGGCGCUGUGGAGUGUGUUCAAAGGCUCAGAGAUGCCGGAUUCACUGUUUGGGCGUUUACUGCUGCGGAUAUCGCUCGCGUUGGGGGCUAUUUCAAGAAUGCCGGCGUGGAGCUCCCUGCCGAAAACUUGCUAUCUUGCGAUGAUGUGGGUGUGGGCAAGCCAGAUCUAGAGGCUUAUCGUCCAUUGCUUGAGCGUCUCAAGGCUGAGAGUGAUGGGAAGAUUCCUUGGUUUGCUGCAGCCCAUAUGUGGGACGUUUCUGGAGCGAAGCAAGCAGGAUUCAAAGGUGCUUACUGCCAUAUUUGGGAGAAGGAAUCUCUAUCUGAGUUGUUCGGAGUAAUGGACGUCAUGGCUGACACUUUGCCCGAAAUGGCGGACAAGAUCAUUGAAGCCCAAGCAUCAUCUUGA